Molecule: messenger RNA, 1459 nt
Organism: Lotus japonicus
Lineage: Eukaryota; Viridiplantae; Streptophyta; Magnoliopsida; Fabales; Fabaceae
Product: probable leucine-rich repeat receptor-like protein kinase At1g35710
Exons: 11
Coding region: 306-1295 (329 amino acids)
Molecular function (GO): protein binding
Source: RefSeq, a predicted model, not a curated record
AAAGAAGAGUUUUCAGUGCCGACUAGUGUGUGUGAAAUCUUUGUUUCCAUUUUCCAACUUGAUGCCGCGUUCGGCGAGUCUCUACUUCCAUUAAUCAUUCACCAAACUUCCCACUCCACUUUCCUCAUCGAAUCGCAAAUCUGCAAAAUCUGAAUCACAAACAUCUCAAUCUCAUUCAACAAUCACCACCACUUCAGAUCUACGAGUCCCUUUUCGCAAUCUCAGAAUAGCAACAAACCGCAAGAUCAUCGAAUUUCCCAGUGUGUGUGACAAGAAUCAGCAGCAGCAGUAGCAGCGUCUUCAAAAUGGCGCGGAUACCCAUUACUUCACUCACCCUCAUCCUCAUUUCCGCACUAUCAAUUCUCAACCUUGCGCACUGCAAGACCCUCAAGCGUGACGUUAAGGCUUUGAAUGAGAUCAAGGCUUCGCUUGGUUGGAGAGUGGUGUAUGCGUGGGUUGGUGAUGAUCCUUGUGGUGAUGGAGAUCUUCCUCCUUGGUCUGGUGUUACUUGUUCCACUGUCGGUGAUUAUCGUGUUGUCACUGAGCUUGAGGUGUAUGCGGUAUCGAUUGUGGGACCUUUCCCUACUGCUGUGACCAGCUUGUUGGAUCUUACAAGGCUGGAUCUCCAUAAUAACAAGUUGACAGGGCCUAUUCCUCCUCAAAUUGGACGGUUGAAGCGUCUUAAAAUACUCAAUUUGAGGUGGAACAAACUACAGGAUGCAAUUCCUCCAGAAAUUGGCGAGCUUAAAAGUUUAACACAUCUGUACCUAAGCUUCAAUAGUUUCAAGGGAGAAAUUCCCAAAGAGCUAGCAAAUCUUCCAGACCUUCGCUACCUUUAUCUUCAUGAAAACCGUUUAAUUGGUAGGAUACCACCUGAGUUGGGCACUCUACAAAACCUUCGGCACUUGGAUGCUGGUAACAAUCAUUUGGUGGGUACCAUAAGGGAACUCAUUCGUAUUGAAGGUUGCUUUCCAGCACUCCGCAAUCUAUAUCUAAACAAUAAUUAUUUUACUGGAGGAAUGCCUGCACAACUUGCCAACUUAUCCAGUCUUGAGAUCUUGUACCUGUCCUACAAUAAAAUGUCAGGAGUUAUACCAUCUAGCCUUGCUCAUAUUCCUAAAUUGACAUACUUGUACUUGGAUCACAAUCAGUUUUCGGGGAGAAUUCCCGAACCCUUUUACAAACAUUCAUUUUUGAAAGAAAUGUACAUCGAGGGAAAUGCAUUCCGGCCUGGUGUUAAACCCAUUGGUUUCCAUAAAGUGCUUGAAGUUUCUGAUUCAGACUUCCUUGUUUAAUGAAACUCAACAUAUUUAGUUUUUUAGGAAGUUUACGUGUAUAAUUAAUGAAACAAUAGCUCCUCUGAUUUUCUCAAUGAAAAUUGCUAUAUGGGUAAUUCAAUUUUUGUCACGGCUGUCUUGUCAGAAGAAUCAAUAAAUAAUAGUGUUUUUUAACUCUACUA